AUUAGUAAACACGCGAGACGCGCGCUGCAGUCCUUAUUAGCGUCUAACUAUUCACGUUUUGCGUGGAUCCAACUGCAGGGUCAAGCUUACAAUAGCACGUGAAUAGCACUACGUCGUAAGAAAAUAGCAAAUAGCCCGUAUAGGUGGCCCGUUCCAGUUACAAACGGCCGUCUGACGCUGUCAGUCGCGCCAGUCGGCAGCUGCCAUGACGCGAGUGGACACACGAAAUCCACAACAAAACCUUGCGAUCAGAAUCAAUUCAAAAUCAACUCCAAACUCCUGCCGAUACCCGUGGGUAGUAGCGCUAGCUACCUUCGUAGUCGUCAUAUAUUUUGCAGUUCAGAAACCGGGAGAGUCUACAGAUGAUUCCACCGAGUUUGAUGUCAGGAAUGUGCCGAGAAUGUACUCGAAAUUGGAAGCGGUUGAUCCGGAAGAAAGGGACGUAUUCCAGGGUUUCCGGACCUCGUUUCUGCCACCAGAAGAGAUUGUGCUGGCCCGCAAGAAGGCAAAGGGCAGGAAGGAGUUUUACGAAGGGAACAUGACGAGUGACAUUUUUAUAUGGGGCAGCUCGGGACACCAAGCUACGCCCACUAGAGUGAAGCGCAUGAGCCACUUCUCUUUCAGUUCACAAAACUCGAAUGAAGAUGAAGAAGAUGAUGAAAAACUUAAAGACAGCGAAGAUGAAUAUUCUAGGGAAGAUAGUGAAGAUUCCUCGAAAUCAGAAGAUUACAAGUCAUAUGAUGAUGAGGACGACUUACAACAAGCGAUACGCCCCGACCACGUGGAUCGGGGUCCGCUGGAUGAUAUUGUGGAACAAAUCAGAGGGCAGCCAGAAUUGGAGGAGGGAGAGAUGGGCUCGUCGCCUUACGUUUACAAACCUGGUAGAUCGUACUCAGGUAUUCACGCGUUCUGGAAAGGCCAAGGUGACAGAGAAACGAUAAGAACUACACAAGCAACUAUAAUGAAGAAGUAUAUGGAUGCCCAAGCUGACCCUUGCCACGAUUUCUAUCAAUACGCCUGUGGUAAUUGGGCAUCCCUGAAUCCCAUCCCCGCUGAUAAAGCAGGAUACGACACUUUUGAAAUGUUGAGAGAAAAUUUGGACACAGUCUUAAAAGAAUUGUUGGAGUUCAAAUGUUAUGAAAGUGUCCCGUGCGCAUAUCCUGGAAAACAUUUAGACCUAGCUGAUAACUUUUUGAAAAACUAUAAGCCUCCAUGCUACUCAGACGAAACAACACCCCAAUCAACUACAGAAUUUAAUAUUGAUGAACUUCUAAAAAAUGCUACUUCAGAAGAAUAUCUUCCGAACCUAAAUUACAGUAAGUGGGACAAAUCAGAAAUCAUAGACCGUAUUCGAAGAUACUUGGACAGAAAAUCGAGGAGAAUCAAAAAUCCUAUAGCGGGAAUUAAAUCUAGAGUUCAAGAACAUUUUCUUAAAACUUACAAGUAUCAAAAAACAAGAGUUAAAAGAUUUAAAGAUAUGAUAGUAGACGAAUUUCAAAAAACGCAGAUGCAUUUUAAGAGACAUUUUACAAUGCAUUCUAAGCAAGCUAAAAUAGGCAGGAAACCACUAAUGUACGUAGAUUCGGAAAUCAAGAAGAGAAAAGAAAGGCAAUUAGAUGACACAGAGAUGGCAGUGACAGAAUGCGCUGAAAAGCCCAAAACAAUUAAUAUUACUUACAGUCUUGAUGACCAAGACGCGCAGCUUAAAGCUAGGUAUCUUUUCAAGUCCUGCAUGAAUUAUGAAAUAUUGAAGAAACGAGGUCAUCAGCCGUUGUUGGACUUGUUGGAUCUUCUAGGUGGAUGGCCGAUUUUAGACCCUCAGUGGAACGGCAGCAACUUUGAUUGGCUUGAACUGAUGGCGAAGCUGAGACUUUACAACAACGACAUCCUCAUAUCAGAAUGGGUCGGACCUGAUAUUAAAAAUUCGGACGAAUUCGUUAUUCAGUUCGAUCAGACCAGCUUAGGUCUGCCAACAAGAGACUAUUUUCUACAAGAAGCAAACAAAGAAUAUUUAGAAGCCUACAAGAAUUACCUCAUUAAAAUAGCUAUGCUGCUUGGAGGAAAAUCUGAUCACGUCAGAGAGAGUGCUAAUGAAUUGAUAGAGUUUGAGAUAAAGCUAGCAAAGAUCACGUCUGCCCCAGAAGACAGGCGGAACGUAUCAGAGCUAUAUCGUCGGAUGCCGCUCUGUAAGCUGGAAGAACUGGUGCCAGAGGUUAAGUGGCGGCGGUACCUGUGUGUGGUGAUGAACAGGACCGUCGACUCUAAGGAAACCGUCGUGUUGUUUGCUCUCAGCUAUGUCAGGCAUUUGGUACAAUUGAUUAAUGACACCGAGCCGAGCAUUUUGUCAAAUUAUCUGCUCUGGCGCUUCGUGAGGCAUCGGGUCAACAAUUUAGAUGACCGCUUUCAAUCUGCUAAGCAGCAGUUCUAUUUCAUCCUAUUCGGGCGUGAACAAGCACCGCCCAGAUGGAAGAACUGCAUUUCUCAAGUCAACUCCAACAUGGGCAUGUCUUUAGGGUCUAUGUUUGUCAAGAAAUACUUCGAUGAAACCAGUAAAAACGACACAUUGACAAUGACAAGGGAAAUCCAGCAGUCCUUCAGAGAACUCCUACACAUGACUGAUUGGAUUGACGACAACACGAAGAAAUUAGCAGCGCAUAAAGUGGACGCUAUGAUGCUCAGAAUAGGUUACCCUGACUUCAUACUUAACAAGAAGGAACUGGAUGAUAGGUAUAAAGAAGUGAAAAUACACCCAGACAAAUAUUUUGAGAAUAUUUUGAAUAUUCUGCAGCAUUUGACGAAGAUGGAACAGUCACGUCUAGGCCAGCCAGUGAACAAAACUCUCUGGAACACGGCUCCAGCGGUGGUGAAUGCGUACUACAGCCGCAACAAGAACCAGAUCAUGUUCCCAGCUGGGAUCUUGCAACCGCCCUUCUACCACCGUCACUUCCCACGCAGCCUCAACUACGGAGGCAUUGGCGUUGUUAUUGGGCACGAAAUAACUCAUGGUUUCGACGACAAGGGCCGUCUGUUCGACUGCGAUGGUAACCUGCACCGCUGGUGGUCAGACUCCGCCAUCGAAGCUUUCCAUCGGCGAGCGCAGUGCCUGAUCGACCAGUACGGACAGUACAUCGUGCCUGAGGUCAAUAUGAAGCUUGAUGGGGUUAAUACUCAGGGUGAAAACAUAGCCGAUAAUGGCGGAGUGAAGCAAGCUUUCCGGGCGUAUCUCCACUGGCUGCAGGAGCACGGGGACGACGGGGAAACACUGCCCGGCCUCAACCACACUCACACACAGCUCUUCUUUCUCAACUUUGCUCAGGUGUGGUGCGGUGCGAUGCGUCCAGAAGCGAUGAGAAACAAACUGAAGACUGCCGUGCAUUCGCCAGGUCGGUUCCGAGUCAUUGGGACCUUGUCAAACUCACACGACUUUGCUAGAGAGUUCCGCUGUCCACCUGGCUCGCCGAUGAACCCCAAACAAAAGUGCACAGUAUGGUAAUUGGCACUUGUAAAGCGAUAUAGUUCUAAUGCUUCAACUUUUCGGAACAACUUAUUACUGGGUCAGACUAAAAUUGAUCCUAAGAAUAGGUUCAGAACCUGAAAAAAUAACGCGUUUUCUGCGUAUGGUUUGCCACCGAAUGUUGUACAAGCUAUUUUGACUUUGGCUAUCUAAAGCUAAGCUAUUUAUAAAAAUAAAUUAAAUACAUUGUUUAGAACAAUUUCAUUUGUAAAAUCACAAUCAUAGAAUUCUCUUGAGCGUUCCUAAGCCAAAGUUACUUGUGAUAUUUUCUUUAUUUAUGUUUUUAGCGUUUAAGUUUCUAAUUUAAUUUAUUAAUAGCCAUAUUUUAGAUAUUUUAGUCGUAUUGUAGACAUAUUUUAGAAAAAGUGUACCUCAUUGUUAUAAGACUUUUGCUAUUGUCGAUGAAAUAAAAUAGCAGUUGUAUAGA
This is a messenger RNA of Pectinophora gossypiella (pink bollworm), 3941 nucleotides long. It is a transcript of the gene Nep4, whose product is annotated as neprilysin-4-like. The record is from RefSeq and is a predicted model, not a curated record. Gene Ontology annotation, biological process: protein processing. Lineage: Eukaryota; Metazoa; Arthropoda; Insecta; Lepidoptera; Gelechiidae. Bases 206 to 3493 code for a protein of 1095 amino acids. Gene Ontology annotation, molecular function: metalloendopeptidase activity. Gene Ontology annotation, cellular component: plasma membrane. The transcript has 13 exons.